CAAGUGUACAUCUUUAUUUGGUACUUAAUAUUUGGAUAACGAUAUUUAUUUAUUCGUUAGAGUUCAGGGUGAAAGUGAAAAAAGUUAUGGGUUCAGAAGUUUUUUAUCUACUUAUUUAAUUUUUUAUUUAGAUAAAUAAAUUAUUCGGUGGAUUUUUAUUAUUUUGUGUAGUUUAAUUUAUUUAAUUUACCUGUGCCAAAAAGUGUGAUGAUACUUAAAAGAAAUUAUUAAGAAAUGUACUUACGACUUGGCCUCACGUAUUUAAUCCUCUUUACAUACAUAACAAAUGUAACAUCAAUACGUACAAAUGGACGUACAUUACCACCACGUCGUAACAACCGUCGAGCAAUACCAAGUGAAUUCCUGACACCACCCGCUCCACCGUUGCCUCUAAACCGACCACCGAAUGCAUUUAGGCACGGAAAAUUAUUGGGCUCUCAGCCGCCUAACAACGAGUCUCCAGGCUACUUUUCACGUUUAAUGGGCUGGCUGAACCCUUUUGGAAGGGACCUGAAGCCUCCACCGCCCCAACAGGCUCCUCAGCGACCGCAGGGUAAUGCAAAUAUUCAGGCGGGAUUUCUUCUGCCUCCACCUCUGCCAAAUACUUAUGGGUCACCUCCGGUUCCUUCGGCUCCUGUACCUCAAGCUCCCUUAAUACCUUCGUUACCUCCAUUACCAGUUCACCCAGCCCAAGUACCUCAAUAUCAAUCUCCUUGUAUAUCUAGGCCAAACCAUCAGCUACCCCAACCGCCAUCGCCCCCAACAGCUCACACUUAUUUGCCACCAUUGAACACAUUCAAUGGAAGAAGUUGCGAUCCUUGUAAUACGUUACCUUGGAUUCCCAUUCAUCAGAAUGCUGAUGCUAAACAGGCGCAUGGUGAAUCUUUGGGAAACUCAGGAUACCAGAAUGUUCAGUUCCCAACUAAUUUACACAUAACACCGUCUUUGGAAAUCAAACAACCAGAUUUUGGUUACGGUCCUCCACCAAAUUUACAGCAGCCUCCUUUAAUUUCACAACAGGGUCAAUAUUCUUCAUCGUCUACUGGAGCAAUUCAAAAUCCUCACAUGUAUCCAGGAGCUGUUCCCCCGCUAUUUAAAGCAACUGCUUUUGAUGCACACCCGGCUGACUCAGGAGUCAAUACGGAAGUGAUUCCCUAUGAAUCUGCUUCUGAUAAUAAUCAAGGGUCAAAUCCCGGACCAGGACCAGGGUCAGCUUCAGGAAAUGAAAGACAAAAUCAUGGACAAGAACUCAGUCAAGGACAAAACCAAGAACCUUCUGCACCAUCAGGAAAUGCACAGUACGUUGAUGUCUUACCCCCUGGUGCGGAAGUAUCAGGAUCAGAUUCAUCUGCUUUUGACUCGGAUUCAAAUCAUCAGAUAUCUGAAGUAUCAGCAGCUGCUUCAGCCCAAAUUGAAACUUCUGAUAAACCCACUGCUCAUAAGCCUCACGUUUAUGAAACCGCAUCAGGUCAUAUCAUUCAUGUGGAAGAGUCUCCAGUCAUUGAUUUGUCGCAAGAUAAUUCUCCAGAUAUUACAUCUUCUUCGACAAGCUUAGAAGCUCCAUUGAUUCUUCAGAACGCAGACGGAACCUACGGAAUUAACGCGUCCUGGCCUAAUGGUGAUUCAUCCCGCAUUGUUUGGCCUGAAACCCAAGUCAAUCAAGACGCAGAAUCUUCAGCUACUUCCGUAGAAGCUCAUUCUGAUAAUUCAAAUGUUUCUUCACUGUUACUUCAAGCCCUCAGAAAUAAUAAUUUAAAUUCAACUGAUUCUAUAAAUAGUAGCAAUAGUAGUAGUAAUAGUGUUAAUAAAAAUUAUCAAGCAGAAGCAACAACGGAGUCUUUACUCAAAGCAGUCAUCAAAUCUUACAAUAAUUUCGAGAAAGAAGUAAAUGCUUUAGAACGUCCGCGUUUUAUUAAUCCUCGGGAGCUAAAUCUUCAAGAGUCGACUGUUACUGUAUUUAGUCAAGAAUCGCAAGAAUUUAACGCACCUAGACCAACUGACCGGCAAUCUAAUGCGAGAAAAAAUAAGGUACAAAUAAUAAUUCCUUAUACUUCUGAUCAUAUGCCAACACCUUUUCACACUCACCGAUCAUCGAGCGAAGAAAAAAUAUCUAGGAAUCUAGGAAGAUCGGUACUGCCGACAAAUCAUAAUCCUGUUGAUCAGGAAUUUGAAGAAAACAUAAAACAAGAAGAAGAAAAAGAAAAAGAAGAAGACGUUGCAGAUGUAAAUACUGAAGAAGAAGAAGAAGAACAACAACAACAAGAAGAGCAAGAGGAAGAAUUGAAUCUAGAGGAAGUAGAAGAUUUAAAAGAAUUAUUUAAUGACUCAUGGACGCAAAAAAAAUCAGAAGGCUCAACUGUGAAGCCGACUACGAAAGCUAAUACUUCGAUUGAUGUAAUGAGACUGCAGAAAAAUAUUGACAAUUGGACAAUACAGGAAUACUCACGUGGAACAACGGCCACCACAUCAACACCAACUUAUUCUCAUCAAUUACUUCAGUCCAAGAAAAUUCCCGAUGAAUAUUUAACCACCGAAUCUUCAACUCCUGUCUCAGAAUCUAGAGAGGUUGAGAAAGUCGGAAAUGUUUUGGCGGCAUUUAAUUACAAUGAUUUGGAGCAUGAGGGUUCUGCUAGCAGCCGCGUUGAUUUUCCAAGUGUACAGGAUGACGUGUCGUCAAAUUCAUUAGAGUCAUCAGAGUCAAGUUCAAUUUCAAGUGACAUUAGUUUUAAUUCUAAUGAAGAUGCAUCUUGGGAACAACUUCCGGUCUCAAUUUCACCGUUGAGUAAUGAACGUGUAUACGUUGUUACACCACAGACUGCAGUGAAACCCGUAGCUUUUAAUACAAAUACUAAAAAUAAUUCAAUUGAAAUUGAAAAAAAUAAUACUAAGGAAUCAAUUAGCAAUUCGACGGUACAAUUUGAGUCAAUUGAGAAAUCGUAUCAAGUAUUACCACAAGCUGUCAAUAAUCUUGCUGUUGUGUCAACUGGACCUGCUACAGUACCGCUGUGGGGUAUUAUGGAGCAUGAAGAGUACGCAGGUUUUAAUAAAACUUCACCAAAAACUCUGAUUUUAUACUCAGGUCAUUCCAAGGUGUCCCAUGCAAGAAGUUAAUGAGUGUGAGGUAAUGCGUGUUUCUAUAGACUGCCAAAAUAUAAAUAUUUAUCUUACGCGUUUAGUUAUUUAAGUUUUUAUAAUUAUUCCUAGAAUUAAUAAAUAAAUUAAUAAUUAAUUUAAAAUUAAGCUCAAUAAUCAAGACCGUUGACGAGACUGAUAUUUAUUAAAUUACUCUCGUCGAGUGAUACGGUCACGGCCAGUUUUGAGUCCUCAUUAAUUACAACCUGUAAUUAAUUUUUUUUUAAAUAAAUAAAAAAAAACAGCGACUGAAUUUUAAAUUAUUUUAAAAGUUCUAAGACGUGCAUAUGCAUUUAAACGAGCCAAUAAUGUAAGCAAAUAGAAAAAAAAAUAAUUUGAAUAAUUUGAACGUGAAGAGAAAAAAUUUACAGUAUUUAAAUAAAAUUUCUUUUAUAAAAAUAAUACAACAGUGAUUUGGCUUUCACUGAUUUAACGAAAUCAUUGGAUUGAUGCCAAAACUUUUUAUUAUUUUUUUAAACAAUAAAUAUUUAUAAAGACAAGAGAAAUUGUUUUUUGUUACAUUCGAAGUACGAAUUUUUAUAUACGCGUUGUAUAUAAAGAAAAAACUUUUUUUUUUUAAUUUAGAAUUUAGAGAAUUAAGUAUAAGAAUGUUAUGAGUGCGAAUGUAGCAGACAUCAGACAAAUUUAAAAUUAUAAAUAAUAAAAAUAAUAUUUAUAAAAAAUACACUUAUUAAUUUUAAAAUUUUUCAAAUGCGCAUUUUUUAAAAAUUUUAUUUUAUUAAUUACUUACUCUAUUUAUAAAUAAUUUAAAAUUUGUCUGAUGUCUGCUACACUUACACUCAUAGAAUGUUUUAUUUUCGGGGUCGAUGAUUUUUCGAGAGAAAAAAAAGAAAAGAAAUAAAAGGCUAUUAAACUUGACAUGGAGUCAUGAACCGUGUGAAUAACGUUAAUGCCGGAUGGAAGAGUGUGGAAAAGCGUUUCCAUUGUUUGGUGAUACUGUCGUGGAUUACUCAGUGGCUGGUUCCAUAACAAGACACGCUGCUCUAUAUGUAUAUAUAAUAUACAUACAUUUAUAUACAUUGUCGUCAUCGAGUAAAAAGAUAAUAAAGAGAGCAAAUAAAAGUCGUGAUCUCAUGAGUAAUUAAAAAAAUGAGUUACAAGUUACAGAGUAAAGAGUAAAAUAGAGAAUAGAGAUGAAACAAGGACGCGACCUUAAUGAGGAAGCGAAUGUGCGAACGGUGAAAUUAAAUUUAUAUUAUUUAUUUUUUAACAUUAACUUAUAAA
Microplitis mediator is the source of this 4377-nucleotide messenger RNA. RefSeq lists its product as uncharacterized. The record is from RefSeq and is a predicted model, not a curated record. The transcript has 7 exons. Lineage: Eukaryota; Metazoa; Arthropoda; Insecta; Hymenoptera; Braconidae. Bases 235 to 3111 code for a protein of 958 amino acids.